This is a messenger RNA of Coregonus sp. 'balchen', 9768 nucleotides long. Lineage: Eukaryota; Metazoa; Chordata; Actinopteri; Salmoniformes; Salmonidae. The record is from the annotation of a GenBank genome assembly.
AAUUCCCUGCCAAAACUAUCAGUUGAUUUCUUCCUUCUAAUGUCCCAUAAUGCCUUAUUCGAUUAUUGUCAAUGCCCUCCGUCCCUGCUCUUCAGUCUCUUAAAACUCUUUAGUUUUUCAACUGAGCGAGUCAGAUGAGGCGCAACCGCACUGGGGAAGUAGAGCAGGACUGGCGCAAAAACCCUCGCGCUUUACACUAAGCCGUGUGAUCGGUGUUUUAAAUGGUUUUAAAUGAUGGAAUAUGCAAAUUACAACAGUUGACCAGGGCUUUUAGGCUGUGAAGUGUUUAUGAGGCAUGGCUUUCGUUUUCACUUUCUUUUUUCUGUCCUGGUGAGUACAAGUUAACUAUUCUUCUCCGACUUUACCAUGUUAGGAUGUUGAUCGAUGUAAAUUAUGCAACUUUGAUGCAGUAACAAGUUGUACCGAGUAGAAUAAGACACCAGAUAAUGAAGAUGUACUUUGUUUACAGUGUGAUCAAUGUUUGGGGAAAUAAUCCGAAAUCGACAGAGACUGAUGGGAAUAUCUAUUUGGAUAACAUCACGCGUAUAUUGGAUGGAUUACUAGAUGGAUAUGACAACCGACUGCGACCUGGAUUUGGAGGUACAGUAAUGCACAUUUUAGAAUUCUAACAGGUUGUUUGAUAAGGUGUUAAAUUCCAGUCUUCUCACUCAGUAGAUCAAGUUGUACUUUCCACAGUGCUGAGGCACUUAUGUUCCGGAUAUACCCUAAUUCUUGGUCACUAUCCGAUCGUUGGAAGCUGCUUUUGGUGCACUUAAUAUAACUGUCGAAUUUGUGCCCUAGAGUGUCCAGGCAAUUCAUUUACCCACUGACCUCAAGGUCUCUUUCAUACAAACGGCCAAUCAUACUAAGGGAUGUUAUUGUGCUGACUUGUGAGAGGAAUAUCCAACACUUCUACAGGUCUAGUAACUGUAAACUGGCAAUGGGAUAUCAUUAACAAUAACAUCGUGUUUUAUCUUGUCGAUAUCUUACAUGCUUCCUUUUGUUUUUAGAGUGAAGAUGUAUGUUUAUUUAGCUAUGUCUUAUGCCAAAACAACACUUAUCUUUGUAGGUCCAGUUACUGAGGUCAAAACAGACAUCUUUGUAACCAGCUUUGGUCCAGUGUCAGAUGUUGAGAUGGUAUGUGGCCGCAUUACUACUUUAUCCAGUCCACUUCAAUAACACAAAACUCCAGUGUUGCCAUUUAUGGAUAGUUUAAUACACACUUGUGUUAUUACAGACAGAUAAUUGCUUGUUGCUCUCAGUCCUAGCAUGUCCCUCCACAGUCUCAAGUCAUGUUCCUACCAGCCUUCAUUAUUCUGGCAUUUGGGCAGAAUGUCAUUAAUGCAGCUUAGAGAUUUUAAUCUGGUUGUCAAUCUCUGUCAGUGAGGGUCCCCAGCCUGCUGAGUGUUUUAUUUCCUUUACAGACUAUACCAUGUGAUAUUACAGGCAGUAUAGAUAAGACCCUUCAGAACAGUAAAGCCAUCCAUUUCAUCUAAAAGCAUUCCCGGAUUGAAAAAGCCAUAUCCAUGGUUACCGUUUGGAUCUUCGGUCAUUUGUUUUCAUGUAGAGGAGUUGAGAAAUAUGGACAUGCACAGUAAUUAAACAGAUCACAAACAACACAGAGGGGAUACUUUAAAAUAUGAAGUUUCUUUCCAAAACACUAUAUAUCCAUUUUCUGAAAUAUUGGUAAAUUAACUUUUAUUGAUUAAAGAACUUGUUGUGUUUUUUCACUAUCUAAUCAUGGCAUGGGUUUGUUCAAUGACAGACAUGUAUUUGUUUGAAAUCUAUCACUUGAUGGUUUCAUUUCAGAGACAAAUAAUCAUAGUUUUUUGCAAAACGCUAUAUAUCCGCCUCACUCUUUGAGAAAUAAGUAGUACUACUAGGUUUUACACAGUCAAAUGUAUCAAAUAACUACAUUUUUCUAUAAAUAACUGUACAAAUCAUAGAUUUGUGACAUCAAUAUAAAAAAAUAUUAAACAUUAAUCAAUGCUGUAAUAUGAGAAAACAUUUACAUUUGACAUUUUAGUCAUUAAGCAGAUGCUCUUAUAAAAGCGACUUACAGUUAGUCCAUUCAUCUUAAGAUAGCUAGGUGAGACAACCACAUAUCACAGUCAAAUAUACAGUAUACAAACAUUCCAUUCCAGCUAAACAAUUGAUAUAUAGCGUUUAGCAAAAAAAGCUACAUUUAAUACACACCUAAAAUCUAUUAAUAAAAAAUCUGAGAACAGUAAUAUUUAAACACAUGAAGGUAUCCAUAAGCAAUCAUUUCUGGGAAAAAAAACACAAACGUGAAAAAUAAACUCUUCAUUUGCAUAAAUUAAAUACGUUUACCUAUUACUGACAUUUGAUAAAAAGAAAAUGAGGUCACUGAUAUGCUGUUCGUACUGUACAGUAUAUGCCAUAAUUUGCAUAUUAAUUGAUUGCUGAUUUGAUUUCCAAACUACCAUGUUGUAGGAGUACACCAUGGAUGUAUUUUUCCGUCAAACGUGGAUUGACCAGAGGUUGAAAUUCGAGGGCCCCAUCGAGAUUCUGCGGCUCAACAACCUCAUGGUCAGCAAGAUCUGGACACCAGACACAUUCUUCCGGAAUGGCAAGAGGUCCAUCUCUCACAACAUGACCACUCCCAACAAGCUGUUCCGCAUCAUGCAGAACGGAACUAUCCUCUACACCAUGAGGUACUAAUGAGUCACACAGCCAUCCAGGUCCAGAAUAGACCUGCGUAGUACUCUGUGUUCUACUGGCCAAUCUGAGUAUCAUACAAUCAUGGGUAUGGUUGAGCUAUUUGUGCAAUACACACAAACUUGACCAGGCAUAUUUCUAUGAGUAUUGCUUUGUUUUCAAAAGAUGGUACUACCUACUGUAUGCUGGUGUGAUUAGUUAUAUAUGAUCAUAGGUGAGCAUUACUACUGUACAUAAGGUGUGUCCAAUACUCUUUGCCAUUCCAUUGCAGAUUGACUAUAAAUGCAGAGUGUCCCAUGCGACUGAUGAACUUCCCCAUGGACGGCCAUGCCUGUCCUCUCAAGUUUGGUAGCUGUAAGUUGUCUUGAUAAGCCUUAGUCAGACAGAUGGUUCCACCAGGCUAGCUGGUGAUUACAGACUGACUACAGAAUCUUUAUUUCUGCUGUCCAGAUGCCUACCCCAUGAGUGAAAUUGUGUACACAUGGAAAAAAGGACCACUGUUUUCUGUGGAAGUACCAGAGGAGUCCUCCAGCUUGCUACAGUACGAUCUAAUAGGACAGACUGUGUCCAGUGAGAGGUUAAAAUCCAACACAGGUAAGAAUGUAUUCAUUCACUCAAUGCUUUAGUAAUGCUUACAGAAAUAGGCCUACAAAUAUAACUAUGCUAACUAACAGUAUGCAUCCUGUAUGCAUAUGGCUUUGCAUGAUUUCAAUCUAAAUACAUGUUUUAAUUCUAAAUUGAAUUUUCAUCUGAAUCUCCGCUUGUUUGGUACACAUUCAAACUGGGGUAUUUGACAUGUGCUACAGUAUGCAUGUACUGUAUGCAAGAUGUCUCCCCCAUGAUGCUCGAUGUCUGAUCUGUUAUCUGUAACACAAACCAGUAUUGUGCCCUGUGAAUUGCUGAUUUAACAACGUGUCUGUUACAAACUCUCUGCGUCACAGACAGAAAUGUAAUUUGUUUUCUGACAGGUGAAUAUGUAAUCAUGACUGUUCACUUCCACCUGCAAAGGAAGAUGGGCUUCUUCUUGAUUCAGACAUACAUCCCCUGUAUCAUGACGGUGAUCCUGGCUCAGGUCUCUUUUUGGAUCAAUAAGGAAUCGGUUCCUGCUCGAACUGUAUUUGGUAGGCCUCCUGAUCUCCACCAUUACUCCCUCCAUGUCUUGAUUGGCUUGUCCACCAUGCUUACAUGUUGCAAGGUUACCCCUAAAGGUCACAUUAUAAGUUGAAGUUCCUUUGGAGUGAUACAAUAGAGCAUAUUUAAGAUAACAAAACAACCAAGCUGGAUAAUACCAAUUCACCACUCAUUGCAUGAUCUAUUCUGUAUCCUUUUAUGUAGAUUGGGUGAAGAUAUAGUAUUUUAAUGUGCUUUUUUGGCAGAACUUGGUAAUAGCUUGCAUUCUAUGGAGUGCUUCACUUAGUGGAGUGGUACUAGAGAUAAAAGGCGGUAGCUCUUACUCCUUCUACCUCAUGAUCUUUAUUUUCUCCAAAGUGGUGGAGCUGAAUUAAUAGUAAAUAACUCCUACUCUGAAAUCGGUCCUACCGAGAGGGUUGGGGGGGUGAUGCUGUUUACUUGGACUCGUUCCGAGGACUUGCAGGUUCCGCUUGUUCCCAUUACAUCAUGCAACACUUGUUUCAGCCUCUAGCCUCGGGAGCAUGGAGCUCCUAAGUUUAAUUUGCCAUACAUUGGAUUUUCAAUUUUAAUUUCCUCAGUUACAUUUUCAUGAGCAGGAGUAGCAGCCUUUGUAGAUUAUGGCUCUGUUUGGAAGCUCGUCAGCAUUUUGAAAAGCCCACACAGAAGUGAAAGAUACCAAUCAUUAGUACGCGUUCAAGUUGGGCCCCACGUGAAACGCACAUAUGCGGAAAGUCAUUAACCUCCCACAUCCCACUGCUUUCAUUUCACACAGUAGCGGGGGAGCGAGUGUUUUUAGUGUGAACAUGGUGUGUCCUUUAGGAGGCUGUUGCAUAAAACAUAUUGGAUUUUCCAAUAUGACUCUAAGAGCUGAAAGUCCCCAGAGUUGAAGUUCCACAGACUUAAUUGAGUGGGCCUAAUUUGUACCUUGCGUUUAUCCUUUAAAAGCACACGGAUGCCUCAAGCUCUUCAUUUCUUUCCCCUUCAUUUUCUUUCUCCUCCUCUUCCUCCCUCUCUCUCUCUUUCUCUGGCCUCCUCUGCUUUAUUUCCUGGCACGAUUUCUCCCAUAUCCCUCUUCCCCAGUGUGAUUAACAAGUGCAUGAGUUUGACAGGCAGUGUUGGCCAUUGGUGGGGGUUUUAUAGAGAGUUGGUACUGUAGCUAACUUAAUCAAGAGUUGUAUACUGGCUUUCAGAGCUGAAGCAGCGCUUAAAUACGGUGAAACCUGAUUACAUCCACUUAAGUGCCCUUUACAUGUCCCACUUGUGCAAAUGAACUGUGUAAAUAUCUAAUUGAUAAGAGUAUAGCAGGGCAGUGGCCAAUGGACCUUUUCUUUUUGACUGUUUUAGCUUGAUGAAAACAAUCUCUGGAAAAUUAUAGCUGUACCCUGUUAAUGGACCAUUAUAGAGCAUGUCCCUUUUGUGAAUUAAUAAUGACUUGUAAGGGCCUCGAUAGUGUGAGCCCAGUGAUUCAAACUCGCAUUGAAUAAAUGUGAUGAGAUUUAUUACCAUGAACACAUAUUGUAUCGAUGUAUCUGUUUGCAUUUGUGAAUCUCCACAGUGUUAUUCACUGCUCAGAUAUCUGUUAACACGUUAAAUGCAACGGAUUGAGGCACAAUUGCUUUGCCUGUUGUUGCUAUUGUUGUUUGUUAUUGUGAACAAGAUCCAAUUUGUGAAUAUAAACAAAUGCAGCCAAUCAAUUUCCAUAGUAGCCCUGCCUCAGAUGAGGUGCCUGACCAUAAUAUUAUUUAACACUCUCAAUCAAUGGCAAUUCAUUUUUACUCCCUUGAAACAUAACUUGCAGUGAACCACUUCAAAUAAGCAACUCCAAAGGUUAUACAGAUUGAAAUUCGCAAUACAUUUAUUUUGAUAUAUAGGUUAAGUAGUUUAUGAAAACUUUGGUAAUCUAUGAAUAUGUUUAGUCUCUUCCCAAUGUUAUGAGGAGAUAAGAGUGUGAAUUCCUGCACGUCUAGAUAGUCCUGUCGGUGAAGUCACUUGGCAGUCCAAUGAACCUUAUCCAAUACAAGUAGAAAGUAUUUCAGAAGACAUUUGUGCACACUGUAUAGCACAGUAAAUUACUUCAUAUAAUCUGUGGACAGGACAGCCUUCAUCAAUUCAUCUGUGUGCCAUCCUUCUCAUCAUCAUUACUCUCCUGCUCCUCCAGGCCUACUUGCAACUCAGUCAUCCAUUGUCUCCCUGAGAGGAAACUACACUACCCUGGCAUCUCAUUCCAACCCGCAUCCCAUUGAUCACAAUGUGUCUAACUCUAACCCAUGGAAGUUGUGGUGCUCUGGAACUAUCAUCAUCAUCACUAAAAACAGGCCAACCCAUGAACAGUAAACACCGUGGCUGGUAUGACAAACUUAAUCUACUCCAACCCUCCUCUGCUUUUAGAACCAAGUAAGAAAUACCCUGCUGUGAUUUCAAAUGGAUGUGUCCAAGUAAUAACAGGAAGAGUAAAAGUUGACCCAAAUGAAAAGUUUACCUCAUUUAUAUGGAUAAAAGUCAAUUCAUCUAUUGAUCCUGAGAGUCAGCAACCAAAAACAUGGCUUAGUUUCCUCAGCUUAAGCUUAGUGUUAGCAUAGUUGCGUGCACUAAUCGAGUCCUGUGAUACCAUGUUUCCAAAGAGCAUGCCUAUAUGACCUGACUUAAAGUUGAUUUAAGCAUGCUGUUAGGAACAUACUGUAUUAGCACAGGCCCUACCACUCCUGCGUUUGCAUGCAAUGAUGUUAAGGCUAAGCUGUGGGUGAGUAAACUAAGCCAUUUUUGUGGUUGCUGCCUCUCAGGAUCAAUAGAUCAUGCUAAGAGUACACUGUGUUACUUUGAAAACCCAAACGUUGGUGAAUAUGUUAUCCUGUAUGACUCGCUAUUGGUAAAGCGAAUACACUUGACAUAAUAACUAUUGAUUUUCUUAAAGUAAAAAAUAUUAUACUUUUUUACAUUUCACUGGCCACUUGUUUACUCAAGUCUCCAAGAUAAAUAUUUUAUAGCUAUACAAGUAUCAUUACUUAUCAAUAAUACCAGAGCACAUUGGUUUCUGAGAGAUAGACAUUAUAAUCAACUUUGUAUAAAAACCAAUUAUGACCCUCCAUCCAAAGGACAAUGAAGACAAAGUGUUUAGCAUUGAACUUGGACACACCAUUUUUGAAUGUAAGAGCAAGGUUAGUGGUUGAGUAGUGCAUGUCUAGUCCUGUGAACUUGUGUGAAAAUGAGGCUAGAGAUUAAACAUCAUGCCCACAAAUUCACCCUCUGGCCAAGUAGGGCAUCAAUUACCAUCUAAAUUAUCAAUGGGCUCUGAGGAUUUUGUGCACUGUAAUGCAAUACUAAUCUUCAUUUUGUAGGUUGCUAUUGAUGAAGUUGUUACAGUAUCUUCCGUUAUUAUUAACGAGACAGCCUAAUCUGAUGAACCCAAGACACUAUUUUUGCUCAAAAUGUUCAGUAAUGUUAGAUCAGUGUCUUGAGAAUUACGGCAGAAAUAAUUUCAUUCUCUGAAAAUAUAUGAUAAGAUUUGAUCUAUUGGGUUCAUAGAAAUAACCAUUUUCAGGCCAAAUGACAUGCUUGAAUAGACUCUUAACCAUUUCCCCUUAAGCGAUUCCGUUGCAUGUAAGCUCAUGUGUGCUCACAUUAAACAGCUUUAACGCAAACCACUGGAUGGUUUCUUGUCAGACUCUCCAACCCCCUCCACUCCAUGCCCUGACAAUCACUCAACAAGAUGAUGGGCCUGGUACCCUGGAAGCCCAGCCAGUCAACCCUGGGGCUCUGGGAGACAGACAACAAAAUGUAUCCUCUAUCCAGUAUCUCUGUCUAACAUCUCUCUAUGUGCCCUGUGUAUCCCAGGCAUUACCACUGUGCUAACCAUGACCACACUCAGCAUCAGCGCCCGCCACUCUUUGCCCAAGGUUUCCUACGCCACGGCCAUGGACUGGUUCAUUGCUGUAUGUUUCGCCUUCGUUUUCUCAGCCCUCAUCGAGUUUGCCGCAGUCAACUACUUCUCCACGCUGCAGGCCAACCGGGAGCUCCGCAAGGCGGCCGCCAUCAAGGCAGCCCAGGAGGCUGCAGAGGCCGGGAGGAGCGACGGGGAGUCCUCUUCGGUAAUCCACCCCCCUCCUCCCUCCCUCCUCAUCUUACACUCCUCCCUCCCUUUCCCUUUCCUCCCAUCUCUAUGUCCCUCUCAACCCCCGCCUCCUAGUCUAUGAUAACAAGAGCAUUUGACGAGAAGAGACAGCCAGUGGCUUCAUGAACGCGGUUGCAGCAGAUUAUGUAAGACGAAUAGAUUAAGGGAAUAUCCAGGCAGAUCAUUGGAGGCUCACGAGAAGCCUUCAUGCUGGAGGGGAAAGGCAAGCCCAAUGCUUUGCGCUUCUGUGGGAGAGAUACUAUUAUUAGGUGGCUGCACCAACUACAUGAAGACCUACAUGUAGGUUUUCACGUAACAAAAUUACUAAAUAGUCAAUCGGAGAGGAGCUCUAUCUCGCCAUCUGUCACCAUUUUGAAUUACUAUCUCUCUAAAAGGCAGCCAAAUCUAAAUGACCUGUUUAAAUGUUGACUGUUUAUGACUGGUUGACUGGUUGUUGACUGGAUAAGAUGUUGACUGGUUAUGACUGGUUGACUGGUUGUUGACUGGUUAAGAUGUUGACAGGUUAUCACUGGUUGACCAGAUGUUGACUGGAUAGGAUGUUGACUGAUUAUAACUGGUUGACUGGUUGUUGACUGGAUUUUGGUGUUGUUGACUGAGUCUAUCAGCUCUUCCUUAGCUGAAUACUAAGGACUGUUUAUAUUAUACACUGAUUUAGCUGUGUGUCAGCAUGCUAACACUCCAUUUGUUCACCUGAUUGGUGAAAUUGGAUUAAAGAGAGGACACAAGCAAAAUUGAUAGGAUAACCUGUGUAUUAUGUUGCACUAUAAAUCCUGCAUUUUUCAUCUCAUGAAAAAAAAUAAUAUCACGCGGUAUUGACAUUUCAUGAGGUAUCCCAUCAAGCUCUAGCGAUAUUAAGUCAGUAUGCAAAACAAUGUUAUAUAGUGUAUCUACUGUAUAAGAAUUUGCUCUGAUCAUUGUGGGAUUUGAGCCUGAGAGCCAGCAGAGAAUUCAAGCCUGUUGUCAUUUCAGAAAUAGCUGCAAUAUUAAAGCAGCAUGAGCCGCAUGCUCCCUGCGUGAUUUCUCACCUCCGUUGGACUCACACAGCAUUCAGCAGCUGACAUUUGCAGCUCCAAACUGCUCUGUGAUGGAAGCCAGUUAAACCAGUGCCAGCGCUCUCUCUCUACCCCACACCACCUCUCACAACCCUGCCUCAGUCCCUCAUCCCCAGUCCACACCACCCAACCCUGCCUCAGUCUCUCAUCCCCAGUCCACACCACCCAACCCUGCCUCAGUCCCUCAUCCCAAGUCCACACCACCCAACCCUGCCUCAGUCCCUGCUCCAGUCACUCUGCUGCACUACAGUAGCCAAAUGCUAUUAAAUAUAAAACGUUGUAUUGAUGAAUGAAUCAAUGACUGUAUCUUUUAUGAUUUUGUGCAUAUGCCAUACGGCUCUGUGUUGUUAUAGGAAAUGGGUUCAAUUAAAACUGCAUUAUGCCAAAAUAAAACCCAAUUGAUUUCCUAUUUUAAUCUUAAUUGCCAAUGACUUACUGUUGUGCUGGUCAUAGAUUUACUGUGCAGACCUGUUCUCUCACUCACCUCCUCCACCCACCUUUAUGCACUAUACAGGAUGCCAGCAGUAUGCUGAAGAAGAGGAUGAACUCCACGCCUCACUUUGAGAGGCCAGCAGAGGUGUUCCCUAACCCUCCAGUGAAUGCCCAGGCCUUCCUCCAGCAAGGCUCAGCCAUGCCAUCCAACAACUUACUGACAGGCACCAGCAUCAUAGACAAGUACUCACGCAUCCUCUUCCCUCUGUCGUUCGGGGCCUUCAACCUGGUCUAUUGGAUAGUCUAUCUUACCAAGGACACCAUGGAGAUGACAAGGUAAAGGUG